GCUCCUCCCUGACACUAUCCACUGCAGAAACUUCCUCCUCUACAGACCUUCUGCUGUGAGGGGCGUGAUCCGAGCCAGUGCCAUCUCCCUCCCCAUAGUCUGCUUCUACCCCAGGUGGGAGCUGACAGGCCCCUUCCUGCCUCAGGCUCCCCAUGCAGGAGGAGAGCAGGAGCAUGGUGACUGUGCAGGGAAGCAUGUGCUGAGUUGUGUUGAAAGCUCCUUCUCUGUGGUAAGCAUCCGGCGGCCCCACAGGAGGUUGGGACACUUCCUGGCAGGCCUCCAAGGAGACACAGAGGAUCAGCUCGAUCUGGGGGGAGCAGCAGGAGAACCAGGCAUAAAGCUGGUGAUUAGCACCCACGCUGGGAGCCUGGAGCCCACCUCUGUGCCAGGACAGAGAGACCCAGGCUCGUUUUCAGGAGUCCACGAGGGGGUUGUUCUGUGUCACCACACCUGGGGGCCACCAUGUCGGAGCUGGAAUCCCUGCUGCACAGCUUCCUCAGGGUGCAGCCCAGAGUCUUUGGGGCAGUGCUAAUGGUGGUGGGGCUGCUGCAGGUGGCCUUCGGAACCCUCUUCGUCAUCGACAACUGCGCUUACACGGAUAGUGUCGGCAUCCACUUCUUCCCAGGAAUCCUGUUAUCCUUGGCUGGCAUCAUUGCCAUCGCUGUUGACAGAGCACCUAGCAUGGCCCUGAUGAAGGCCUGUCUGGUGAUCCAGAUCAUUGCUGCAGCUGUUGUCAUGGUGAUCAACUUCCUCUACCUGAGGGACCUGCUCUCUUAUCUCAGUUUUGCCUGUGAUCUCCAGGACCAGCUCCAGAACUGCCGUGUGCACGAUCAGAUCCUGAUCUACUGCACAGGCAUGCGGGGCAUUGCACUGUUCACAGCGACUCUGGGGUUGUGCCUCACUGUUUCUCUGGCAGUGUUUGGAUGCAAAGCUGUCUGUUACCAGAACUCUGAAGAUGAUGUGCCCAUUGUUGCCCUUAGCUCUCAUGAGGUAAAAGCAGAUCCUGAGUGAGAAGGGCGCUCUUCGUGCUACCAGCCUGAGUGACGCCACCAGACAGCUCCCCCAUGGAGAUGCCAGUGGUUCCCCUGCCCCGAGCAAGUGCUGCUUCACUUGUGAGCAAUAACCCAUGGCAAGGGGUGGGGCCAAGUACCCAAGCAGUGCAGGAUUCUGUGCCAAGGGGCACAGCCAGGCAGACCUUUUCCCUAGUAGAGACUGGCAGAUUCCCCACCAACCCCUGCCCCAGUGACUAUUCCUACUGGCUUCUCCACCCAGCUGGCAAAUAGCCUGGAUUCUCCCCUGGUCAAUAAAUGGCCUCUAUUUCCCCACCUGGGUACAAUUAAAAACUGUACCCAGCUAGGAAAAAAUACAGGCCACUGACCAAACAGAUCAGAACACUUUCAUGCCCCUGGGCCCCUGAGCCACUCAGCUCCAAAGGAAUGAGAAAGGAUGGGGUUAUCCACCAGAACAAAGCCACUGGGCCAUUUGCAGCCCUGGCCUAGGGAGAUGCCCCUACACUGACUUCAAAGGGAGUCUGCACCCAUUUACACCUGGACUGAAUUUGACCUGUUUUGUCACCACAUCACAUGAUAGUGCAUUAUCCCCCAUAUGGGACCUGUUCAUAUAGGACAGCACCAUCAAAAGUGGGUGUAUGCAGGGAUAAUAGGGGUGGUGGUACUUGGUGAGUGUGUCUUCAGGGACAGACACAGGCAUCAACUUGACCUGGGUUAUUGCUGAUCUAAAAUGUCUCUGGCUUUCAUUUUUUUAAAACAAAUUAAACAUUUCA
Mauremys mutica (yellowpond turtle) is the source of this 1783-nucleotide messenger RNA. RefSeq names its product membrane-spanning 4-domains subfamily A member 4A-like. The coding region runs from base 463 to 1011 and encodes 182 amino acids. The record is from RefSeq and is a predicted model, not a curated record. The transcript has 8 exons. Lineage: Eukaryota; Metazoa; Chordata; Testudines; Geoemydidae.